UGUCCCCCUUUCUUGAGCUGUUAUUCCCCUUUAGAAUUUCUUAUGACGACAAAAACUCGACAUCAUCAUGGAUUCCUUUGUGAUUGCAGCUUGUUGUUUAUUUGUUUGCAUCAACAUCAACCAAGCAUCAGGAAUACCCUGUUACAACUGCAGUACCAAACACGACCCUCGGUGUGGCGACCCUUUCUGGGGCGGAUCCGACUUUCUGGUAGAAUGUCCAUUUGCUUGUCUUAAAGUGAAGCGAUCCAGUAAAUUCAUCCAGACAUUGGACAGAUCCUGUUCAGAGACUGCAGUAGCUGGUCUCAUGGAAGGAAGUGGAAACAACAAACACUGCGUCACAGACUUGGUUCCUUUCAAAGGGGAGGUCACCCAGUGUCACUGUACUGCAAAGGGGUGUAACUCUGGACAUAGCAGUUACUCCAGUACCAUGUGGGGGGCUCUUUUUUAUCUUUUGAUUGUACUAUUGUUUUUUACAUAGUCUGUGAAAUUGUGAAUAAAUGAAUCUUUAGAAAAACCUUUGCUAAAGUAAUUUUGAAUGCUAAAAUCAAAUUUUAACAUGUGUUACAGUAUGUACUACCAGCAUCAGCUACAGUUACAGACAUAGAUCUUCUGCAGCUUAACUAUGAACAUGUCAGCUGGUUGGGGAUUUUUUUGUUUUUGAUUUUAGAGAGAAAUAUAGGUGCAAGUUUUUUCAUAAACAGAAUUCUUUGACACCACCAUAGCUCCUACAGACUUAUAGUCAAAAGGGGGUAAUAUCUUGAUGAAAAAGCUUCUCUCCUUUAAAUUACCUAGAUUAAAAAAAGAUAACUUUCAAUGAAAUAUUAAGUUUAUUUGACAUUUAUUCAAUAUGGCAUGGUAUUCAACACAAUUCAAAUUGCAUACAUAAAUGUAGCUAUAAUAAUUUUCUUAAUAGGAGAGUACACUUUGACUUAUGUAGAGUGUAUACAGUUUUCAUGAACAAAAUUUGUCAAUGCAAGUUAUGUUUUGCAUUCUAAUCAUAUGUUA
Saccostrea cuccullata (small rock oyster) is the source of this 1005-nucleotide messenger RNA. RefSeq lists its product as uncharacterized. NCBI's taxonomy places the organism in Eukaryota, Metazoa, Mollusca, Bivalvia, Ostreida, Ostreidae. The record is from RefSeq and is a predicted model, not a curated record. The transcript has 3 exons. Gene Ontology annotation, biological process: sleep; positive regulation of voltage-gated potassium channel activity; regulation of synaptic transmission, cholinergic. Bases 68 to 478 code for a protein of 136 amino acids.